AUGGACCUACCAUCUAGCAGAAGCUUCAUCGAUCAUUUGAUCACAGAACUAGCUGGCUUCAAAUCCCCAAGCGGGUCAGAACAGCUUCGAACCCAAGAAAGCUCUAACCCUCUGGCUAGUCUACCUGCAACACAACUAGCCAAAGUGAAACCAAUCAUUCUCACUCUACACUGCCUCUUCCCCAACGACUUCCUUCCAGCCCUUGACAUCCUAGACCGGAAGCUUGUGCAGCGCCUUGUCCUUGUGCGCACAGAGGACCAAGACCAGGGCCAAAACCAAGACACGGCAGCAACCGUCCCUGACCAGGACCACGCCACAGUUGCAGAUGGAAACACGACACAAACCACGGAAGAUCCCCGAAACGGUCAAACUAGUACGGGCCCACCGGAUGGCAUUUUCCUAGUGACAUCCGCAUCAGCAGCCCCACGUCAAAUAGCGGCAGCAGUAGCAGCAGCAACAGCAGCAGCAACAGCAAUACCCGGAGGAGGAGGUUCAACGCCAACGCCAACAGCCACGCAAGACCCAGAAAAGGGCUACGAAGUACGUCUAAAUGCGUGGAACUGCACAUGCCCCACCUUCACCCUCUCGGCAUUCAAAGAUCUAGAUUCUCGUCAGGGUUCUUCAACUACGACUAAUAUCGCCGAAACUCACCCGGAGAUGGAGAUCGAGGAGCUGCUGCAUGCCAGUGACCGGGAUGCGAAUGCGAAUGCACUGCCUGUUUAUCCAUUUGGUGGGACUCUCACCCGUGAUACAGACAAGGAGUCUCCGCCGGCCUGCAAGCAUAUUCUCGCUUGUAUACUGUUUGCUCGGUGUCCGGGUUUGUUUGGUCUGUCUGGGGAUGGCAAACUGGUUUCUUUGGAGGAGAUGGCUGGUUGGUGUGCUGGAUGGGGUGGGUGA
Molecule: messenger RNA, 897 nt
Organism: Penicillium cosmopolitanum
Lineage: Eukaryota; Fungi; Ascomycota; Eurotiomycetes; Eurotiales; Aspergillaceae
Exons: 1
Coding region: 1-897 (298 amino acids)
Source: RefSeq, a predicted model, not a curated record